Symsagittifera roscoffensis is the source of this 2828-nucleotide messenger RNA. Its product is annotated as polypeptide N-acetylgalactosaminyltransferase 1-like. Gene Ontology annotation, biological process: protein O-linked glycosylation. Lineage: Eukaryota; Metazoa; Xenacoelomorpha; Acoela; Convolutidae. The transcript is spliced from 10 exons. The record is from RefSeq and is a predicted model, not a curated record. Gene Ontology annotation, cellular component: Golgi apparatus. Gene Ontology annotation, molecular function: polypeptide N-acetylgalactosaminyltransferase activity. Bases 64 to 1887 code for a protein of 607 amino acids.
UAAGGCUUUGAUUCGCAGACGAAAAUGAGUGAAACUUCAUAGCAAUAAUCUGUCACCGUUAAAAUGAAGGCAAAACAGAAAGCGUUUGUCAAGAUCCUGAUAUUAGCUGGAGUUGUAUAUAUGCUAAUAAUGUGUGCAAUUUACCGAACAAGCUUUUCCGACCCCUCACCUGAGCCAGAGACCAGAUAUCGCAAAAAAGUAGCCGUCAUCAAAAAUACUGAGCCACCGCCGCAUCCCUGCAAAGAAGGAGAUGUCAAAUGCGAGCAGCGCGAGAAAAGGGCCAAAGAAGCGAAAGAAAAUGGCCAAGUUAGCUGGAUAAGGGGUUUCUGGGACAAGCUUGUAUCCUCGUUCCCAGAUGGGCCCGGGGAAGGCGGUAAAGCAGUAGUAUUGAGUCAACGCGACGAUAAAAUUGCCAAGGAGCGUUUCAAAGAGAACCAAUUCAAUGUUGUUGCCAGUGAGAAAAUAUCGCCCAACAGGACUUUACCUGACUAUAGAAACUCACAUUGCCGGGCGAAGCAAUAUCCAACAGCAUUGCCAGUUGCAACAAUCAUCAUUGUUUUUCACAACGAAGCUUGGUCAACAUUGAUACGCAGUUUAUAUAGUAUAUCUAGCAGAACGCCUCAUCAUUUAAUCAAGGAGAUCAUUUUAAUCGAUGAUUUAAGUGACAGAGAUCAUCUGAAGGACCCACUUGAUGUGUUUCUUGCUGAAAAAUACAUGUUCCCCACGCGUCUCUACAGAAUGCCCACAAGAUCAGGUCUGAUAAGGGGUCGUCUAAAGGGAUCAGAUAUGGCAGAGACUCCAGUCAUCAUUUUCUUGGAUGCUCACAUCGAAGUUUCACACGGUUGGAUUGAACCUCUGCUGUUCGAAUUGACACAACACCGGGAGACAGCAGUUUCGCCCGUGAUAGACACUAUAAGUGACGAAAACUUCGCUUAUUUGGAAGCAAGUAUGAACAUCUGGGGUGGGUUCAACUGGAGGCUUUCCUUCAGAUGGUACCACGUGACAGAACCCCAUGGCGGGUCUCUUAAAAGUCGCCGGCGCUUUCAAGAAAAAACUGAACCAGUCAGGACUCCCACUAUGGCCGGUGGUCUCUUCGCAGUGUACAAGGAUUACUUUGAGGAGAUCGGAACUUACGACUCAGGAAUGGAUGUGUGGGGUGCUGAAAAUCUAGAAAUAUCUUUUAGGGUAUGGUUGUGUGGAGGUAGACUUUUGAUCUCUCCGUGUUCACACGUAGGCCAUGUGUUCCGCAAACAAACGCCCUACACGUUCCCGGGGGGAACCAGUCACGUGAUUAAUAAAAAUACGAAGAGACUGGCUGAAGUGUGGAUGGACGAGUACAAGGAGAUAUGGUACCAGAUCAACCCAUCUGUUCGUGACCUUGACAUGGGAGACAUAAGUGAGCGACUGCGACUGAAGGAAAAGCUACAAUGUAAGCCCUUUAGUUGGUACCUGGAGAAUAUCUGGCCCGGAUCCCAGUUCAACUUAGACUUGAGCUAUUUCGGCCAGAUCCGCAACCAGCUCUCAGAAUGUCUGGAUACAAUGAGUAGAAAUGACGGAGCUUUGGGAGGAUACUCGACAUGUCACAGCCAGGGUGGCAACCAGAUCUGGGCGUACACUAAUGAUGAGAAGCUGAGGCAUGACGACAUGUGUCUGCAGGGUAAGAAGGUGGGCAUGCCAGUGACAUUCAUCAAGUGCCAGCAUGCGCCACAGAGAGAUCUCGACUGGCUCUACGACCCAGAUGUGAAACUGUUCGUGCACAAAUCCUCACAAGGCUGUCUCACAACAGACGGGGCAUCAAACUUAAUGGUGCAACCAUGUAAUAACUCGCCUAACCAAAAAUUCACAAUUUUGGCCGCAAUCCCAAAGUACAAAAAAGCAGAGUCGUAACAAGGAAGAAAAGAAUAAAAAGAAAGAGUAGGAAUAUUAGUUUGCUCAAAUUGUUCACUGAAUGAACUCGCCGUGUUAAUGGGAGAUGCAAAUCUCGUUACGCAAUAACAUGCAGUAGCCACCCUUGCCUUAGCCCCAUAUUCAGAAUAAUACCUGCCCUGGAGAAAAGAGUUGCCCAGAAUUAUGCAGAAACUGAAAUACAGUUUAUUCGACUGAACGUAGGAAAUUCUUCGUUUUAUUAAUAUGAAAAUUAUUUCAUGUAAUGAAUUCUUCGGCGUUAAAUUUUCGUACCGCUUUGUAUAUUCUAACUGUCACUAGAUUAAUAAAUAAUUAAGCUAUAGAACAAUCAUUGAACCAAAUAUUCAGAAAGCAAAGCUAUAAUAUUUGACGAAGCUAGGUUUAUUAUCUCAAUUGCUGCUGCUAUAUGCUGGUCAUCUUAGAAAAGUAUGAUUUAUUGAUAUUCUAAAAAUUUUAUUUUGAAUUAUUUAUUGUCUUAACUAAAGUGAAUGAAUUGAAUAGCUACGAAAUAUGGAAUUUGUUUGGUCAUGGGCUAUAAGAUGAAAUCAAAAUGGUGCUAAAAUCAUAUUUGGAAAACUAGUCAGCAAUUUCAAACAGGUAUCAAAAUUCUCUAUUGUCGAAAAUCAUGCUUGAAAUACCUUUUUAGUUUGAAAUAAAGAGUGGUAUUUUAUCAUGAGGAUUAUACAAUUAGUUGUACAUGAAAAGCCGCUGGAAUUUAGCUGAAGUUAUUCGAUGUUAAACUAAAAUACUGUUUAAGUUAUUUGGACGCAAAAAUUGAUAUAUAGACAGACGUCUCAAUGUAGCUGGUAGGGUUUUGUUUUGUUUUCACACAAUACCUUUAUUUGUUCCCAAAUGUUUAUUUAUGAAUGUUUUCUUUUUCUAAUGGUUAUUUCAGAAAUAAUAAUUUAAGUAUUAUAAAAUGA